GCCAAAGUCCUCGCACUCUUCACACCAGCGGCUCACCCACUGACCGACUGACGAUCUUAAAGAGGCUCUACAUGUUUUUGUGAAGAUCCAUCGCGGCUAUAAAGGCUGAGACGUGUGGACUUCUGUUCGUGAUCAGCUGGAACGUUUGGACGAGUUUCGAGUCCGGAUCUGGAGCCAAAGGAAGCUGAAAAUCAAACGGAAGCAAAUUCUGUUCGCUUCAACUAUUCUUUAUUAGCUCAUCUUGAAAUGUCCGAGAACACAAUUUGAACCUUUUUCCGGUUGAUUCAAAGUGUUUGAAGACUUUGAUAACAAUCAGAGCUUUUUACAUUGACCUCUUGGACCUGGCUAACUCCAGGACGAUUGACAACUUACUCUUUUUAGAAUUUGUUUCCAAAGUCCUGGAAAAAACCUAAGAAAAGUAAAACACCGAUUUCUGGAAAAGCUCUCAUCUGGAAUCCUGUCACGAUGAGUAGCGGAGGCACCACCACAGCUUCACCACAGGAGCCUCAGGCUUUCAAACGAGCUGUGCGGAAGAUAAAAUGCGCAGCUAUGGUGGCCAACUUGGCGAAGAGCUGGCAGGGAUGGGCCAACGAACACACAGACAAGCAGGAUGCUAUCCCGAGCGGCUGGAUGCCUUCAUCUGUCGAGGACGAAGACGAGAAAGAACGCAAGCAUCUGGUCAAACUUACCGUCACCCCACGUGUUAUCGCAGUUGACGCUUCCGACAGUAGCGGGAAAAUUAGGACCUGUUCUGUCACCAAGACCGUCCAGCCAAAGCGCAGCGAGUGCAGCAGCACUGAUGUGUUAAAUGCCAUCCGCGGCAAGAUGGAGUCAGGUCCCGAGGAGAGCAAGCCGUUCUUGGGUAACGAGUCACCGACACGGCGGCGCCAAAUGAGGUUACUACAGAGCGCAGGAAGAGGGGUCAUCCAAGACAGGAAGCUGAUGCUCCAGGAGACGAAGCUGGGGUCCAGGAGCAGCAGUGUGGACACAGAGGACAGUGGACUGGGAGAGGAGGCCGGGCUCAGCGACAACAGUGAAUUCAAAACCGACCCGGGUGACACUCAGUCCAAGAAACAGACCAACAAGCCCAAGAUCAAGAUCGCCACGAUGGGCGACAUCAAAAGCCGCUGGCAGCAGUGGUCCAAUCAGCACAUGGAGGGCCAGAAGCUCAACCCCUUCAGUGAGGAGUUCGACCACGACUACGCGAUGGCCCAGCGCCUCCGCAAGGGCGACUCCGGCUACGGUCGACCCAAAGAUGGUUCUAAGACGGCGGAGAGGGGCGACCGGGCCCAGAAACACAUCUACAGGGAGAUGGAGGAGAUGGUGUGGAUUAUCAGAGACAUGGGCUUCAAAGAUAAAGAGGGGAGGACCGUCAUUAGCUUCGGCCGGCUCUUCGACCGCUACGUGAAGAUCUCGGACAAGGUGGUGGGAAUCCUGCUGCGGUGCCGCAAACACAAGAUGCUGGACUUUGACGGGGAAAUGCUGUGGAAAGGACAGGACGACGGCGUUAUCAUCACACUGAGGGACUGAGGACGGAUGUGACAUCGUGCAAACGUCCGAAAACAACACACCGACAAAUGAACGCGGCCCGAGAAACAACAAAAUGAAAGGCGACAUGUGUUUAAGAAUAUUUGAGAGAGACAUAAAGAAUAUUGUUGUGAUUUUUAACCCUAAUCCACAAAAGACACGCAGCUUCUAGAACAAACUGGAAGGAGAUUUGGAAAAAGCAAAAAAAAAUCAAAACACACAAUCUAAAAACGUCAUACUUUAAACUGCUUAAAUGUGUAAUAUACAUAUAAGUACACAUAAAGUACUGUCAGGACAUAUGAGUGUGCAGAUGUAAUCUACACUCUUUCCAGACCCAUUAGUUCUUCUCAUAUACCUGACAGGUCAUCCGGUGAAGGGAAACUAUCCUUAGCAUGCUAACCAUGCUCACCUCGCUAACUAUGCUACACGCUACACGGCUUGAGAAUCCAUCACACGAGUCACGCUGGAGGCUCAGCUCUGAAACUCACGGUUCAUGUCAUCUCAUCGAUCACCCAAAGUUUUCUCUUUAAUUUAGCCUCGAUUUGAAUAUUGAGACGUUUAAAGUUUUUUUUUUGAUUGAGUUAAUGACAACGAGGUCAAGACAAGUUACGAUCAAAGUUUAUUUGUCUUCGCACCGACUUGAAUGUUUCUCACUAGCAGAGCUUAAGUCACAUGAUUGAGCAAAUAUCUACAUUUAAAAUAGGAAAAUUAAAGUGAAUAUAAUUUUAAAAAAACACUUUUGCCAUUGUAUGUAUAUUUAAUAUGUUAAGUUGAGAACAGUGAUCUGUGAAUUUACAUGUAUGUCAACUGAGUGAAUCCUUGAUGUGUGAUUGUUUACAAGAAAUAUAAUUGUGAAAUAUUAUUUACCUCAUUUUGAAUUUCGGACACACUUCAAAUCUGCAUUUUGCUGCCACAAGCUCACCAAUAAUAAUAUUAAUCAUUUAGAGGCGACAACAAUUAUUUUUCUGUGGAUUCUGUUUUCACAAAUUUUUAAGCAAAACAAAUUAAACAGUGUUUCUGACAGAUUUUAAAUUAGAGGAGCCUCACAUCAGAUUUACACUGAGCUGUGUGUGUGUGUGCUGCAGCAGUGAAACAAUGUUCUACCUCAAAGUUUGAAUGAAAUGAUUCAUGGGUUAUGACAUCAGACGUUACGUUGGAUGCAGUAAUGCUGUUUGAGGACGACCCUUCAUCCUGAAAUAAGAUCAGGAACAAUUAAAGAGGUUGUUAACAGCUGUAGCUUUAACUUUGUAUUCCAGUGAGUUAAUGCUUAUAGCUUCUUGGAUGCCUCCCCAGUGUCCUCAUUUUCUGAUGUCACUGCUGCAGUGAAUUAUGGCCCAUUCACUCUGAAAGCCUACAGGGUUGCACACUCGCUAAAAAAAUCCUUGGGGGAAGUCUCCAGAAGUUCAUGCCAGAGCCCUUAAGCGCCUGCUGAUGCUGCAGUGAGACAGUCUUAAGCUCUGGCAGACUUUGCGGCUGUCAGUCCAGACUCAGUUGGCAGAUCGCUGAGCUUUUUUCACUUUUCCUCCUCACUACUCCCACCUCUGCGACCGCCGUGUCUCCCAGAGGAGACGGGGGGGGGGGG
Paralichthys olivaceus (Japanese flounder) is the source of this 3109-nucleotide messenger RNA. RefSeq names its product actin binding Rho activating protein a (gene abraa). Gene Ontology annotation, cellular component: sarcomere. Gene Ontology annotation, biological process: positive regulation of Rho protein signal transduction; positive regulation of transcription by RNA polymerase II. Lineage: Eukaryota; Metazoa; Chordata; Actinopteri; Pleuronectiformes; Paralichthyidae. Gene Ontology annotation, molecular function: actin binding. The record is from RefSeq and is a predicted model, not a curated record.